AUGCUGUCGCGUCAAAAGGCAACGAAUAAUCUGCGGACUUCUUUGCUGGCCGUUCCUUCCAUCGAGGGAGCUACCCUGGAAGCCUGUCAGCGGUCGAACAAGGAAAUCUGGAAGGCAGGCCUCUCCUACGACUCAAGAGAGCUUGAUGUGGUUUUUGGGGAACUGAGACCGGAACACUUUUUUCUGUCCGGUGUCAGUCCUAAAUUAAUGGAUGCCUACUGUAGAUCCAUUGUGAUCCCCAAAUCCCGGACACGGCUUCAGAUACAGGGAGCCAAUGGUGAUGGUAAUCGGCCCGUGUUCUUGAACAAAGAUGGUUUACAGGUGCCUAAAAGCACCGCAGAUGGCGGAACUACCAGACUUCCAGCCAUGGAAAAUCAGCGGUUUAAGGCCUACCUGCGUAAAUACUUUCCUCACGACAAUAUCGUUGUUCAGCCCAUGGACCAAAUCAUGAAAAGUAAGCCCAAUUUUUCCCAUUCGUUCAUUUGA
This is a messenger RNA of Dibothriocephalus latus, 486 nucleotides long. Lineage: Eukaryota; Metazoa; Platyhelminthes; Cestoda; Diphyllobothriidea; Diphyllobothriidae. The record is from the annotation of a GenBank genome assembly.